Chondrus crispus (carragheen) is the source of this 484-nucleotide messenger RNA. RefSeq lists its product as hypothetical. NCBI's taxonomy places the organism in Eukaryota, Rhodophyta, Florideophyceae, Gigartinales, Gigartinaceae. The transcript has 2 exons. Bases 1 to 429 code for a protein of 142 amino acids. The record is from RefSeq and is a predicted model, not a curated record.
AUGACAAAUGAUGCGUCGCUAUCAAGCAUCUGUGCAAGUCUCUCGCUAUUUAAUGCGCAUAUUGCCGCAUUCGCGUCACCGCCUUCUCGAGUGCUAUACAGCGCCACCUCAUCUCGACCUCAUCACUUGCUUGUCUACUUUCAAAAUUUUGUUUGGCGGUCGUGUCAAGGACUCUGUCUUUUUUUCAGCCUCGCAUUGGACAAAUUAACCUCAUGCACCUCGGAUGCGUCGCCCAACUGUACCAGAUUGAUCGUUUUCGUGCACAGCCUCUGCUGCCGCGCCUGCAGCAGCCCACGUCUUCCGUGUCGCAACCAAAACGCGUCGCGGCACCUUAUUUUCCAACAGCCGCGCCAAACACCGUUCCAAUACCUAGAUUUUGAAUGUGAUCGUACGACUUGCCGUGUGUUUUGUGCGUUGUGGUCGCUCUAAUUUUCUCUAGUUUCGGUAAAAGGUUCUUCAACCUUUUGUCGCACCGCUCAAAAAA